Molecule: messenger RNA, 8859 nt
Organism: Mya arenaria
Lineage: Eukaryota; Metazoa; Mollusca; Bivalvia; Myida; Myidae
Product: helicase with zinc finger domain 2-like
Exons: 20
Coding region: 242-7510 (2422 amino acids)
Molecular function (GO): 5'-3' DNA helicase activity; RNA nuclease activity; RNA binding
Source: RefSeq, a predicted model, not a curated record
CGGACGACAUAUGAUAUAACUAUAAGCUCGGCAACGUUCAUUCUGUUAAGCGGUACAAAAUAUUUAUUGAAUGUACACUUGAAAAAGAUCUUACGGAGUUCUUAAAUAACAAUGUUAAAACAUUGCACUUGAUUUGCAGGAAAUUGUGUCAUUUUUCAUAUAAAACUAACUAGGUUUUGUAAUUGCAAUAUGAAAAUUAAAGGUUGUGUUUUAUGUUCGCCGGCUAUCAUCGCAACUUGAAAUGUCGUGGAGCCAGAUUAUUCAGUGUAUAACGCAAUUUUGUCUGGCGACCGUUCCUGACAAUGUCGCGUAUUUUGUAAUAUGUAUAUUUAUAGUGUUAGUUACAUACGCGAUUUAUAGAAAUAAAACUAGAGAAAAAGGAACGAAGGUUGACAAAAAAACACAGUUUCGAUUGAACCACCGUCGAGAGAACGAUGACGUGCGGCCUCCGAAAAGGAAAGAAAAUUUAAGCAAUACUGGUCAGACAUUGUACAAAUCGCCCUCCGAACUCCAGCAUGACAAUUUGGAAAACUCCGUUGCUAUUAAAUUAGAUGUUUCCCCGGUAUUACUUGGGGAACCAGAAAAAGAUGUCGUCAAUGUAGAUCGCGUGUUGGACGAUUUCAGGUCCGCGUCCGCACAAAGUGUCACCAAUCGGUCCCUUAAUAGGCAGACCACUUUGACAAAUAGGCACGAGCAUACAGUUACUGCUCAGAAUAAAAAGAAAUCGCAUCGUAAAAUUACAAAAGCUACUGAUAAGACUAAAGAAACUCAAACCAUAAAACCAGCAGCAUCACUUUUGAAUACUUCAAGAGAUGGAACAGAACUUAACGAUGGUGGUUUACAAUUUGUUGAAAGUACAGAACUUUCCAGAGAUGUUGGUACCAGAGCUCGUCCGAAAAGACACGCUUCGCGAGCACAAGAGGUAGUGCGUGCAGUUUCUAAAGGUUGUCAUAAUACGGCCUAUGAGAACAUCUCCAAGCUUAUAGAGCGAGCCCAUGUGGCGGCUGAAAGGGACGAUGCCGUGAAGGCGAAGCAGCUGGUCCUUCAGGCGCUUGUAGGGAUCAAAGAGGAGCAGGACAGACUCUCAAAGGGGCUUGGUCCUGUUGUGAGCAAGCAGCAGUUGGGUGAUUGGUUUAGGAAGUGCUCCAUCAUUUUUAAUAAGAUUGGAGAAUACGUGCAUUCUGCCCGGUAUUUCUAUACAGCUACGGUGUAUGAUUCUACAUGGAACACCGCUAGUCACGCGCAUGUAUCCAAGGCACUAUGGGAGAACAUUGUCUACAAUGUGCCGCCUCCUUUGGUCGUCAUGCGAUACGAGGACAUCAAACGCUUCCUAUAUGAGCUGGACCGCAUUGCGCGGCUCGCGGAGCGCAGAAAACGAUGGCAAGUGUGUAUAAUGAUCGACGCCGACAUCAACCGUGUUCAUGUGUAUUUGAGACACUUUUUGAUGCUCGGGCCAGAGAACAUCCGUGAACAUCCAGGCCGCAGGGAGGCGUUAUGGAGAACCGCUCGUUGCUUUCUGCAGAUUGGCGACCACAUGCAAGUCAAGAAAGUUUGCAGCAUAAUCCUUCAAGAGUGUUGCGACUAUAAUGACGUCGAGGCUUUGGAGAUAUGGUCCCGGGCCUUGGUCAUUUCCAAAGACUUUGGCAUUGCUCAGCAGAAAUGUGUACUUGCACUCAGAUACGCCACGGACUCUGCCGAUAUUGCGCGUCUCAACAAAUUGAAAGGAGAGAUCGAACCUCAGAUACCAGCCACAGUACAAAACGAGAAUCUGGACUCUGAAGCCGAAUGGCUGUGUGAUACGAACGUGACGGCGAACGGACUUGCUGAGAGUAGUGAAGAUAGUCAUCGGCCAGCAACACCUCGUGCUGGUCAACAUGAGACGAAAAAGAAACGACGAAGACCAAAAGCCAAAAACCCUGCUCUUGCUAGCCAGGCAGAUGUUGAUGCAGCAAGAAAAACAAACAUUGAGGCUGAAUUGACAAGAUCUCCGAGACAAAGAAGUUCUUCUGAAUGUCGACCAAGUCAGCGGAAUCUGUCCAAUGGAGACAUAUACAGUCUUUCCCCACGAAAUACAAAGAUUCCGGUCCGAGACCACUCUGUUGAUCGUUUGAUUUACAGCAGAACUCCAAACGGACAUUUAGAAAAUGGCAUAAAUCCUGCAGUUCGGAGACUGCAGCUCAAUGGGUAUGGCGUACGUCAAAGAAUCGAAGGUAAGAGAAGCACAAUAUGCGACCAUUCGUAUAAAGUUGCCAGCGUGUUUGACUCUGAUUCUGAAUAUUCGUCCGACUCCGCUUCGAGCAACAGCAGUACUUACACCACAAAUAAUAUAGAAGACGCGUUGGAAGAAAUUGAAGUACCGGAAGAAGAAGUACAAACCUCAUUUUACGAACAAAGCUGCAGGCAUUACGAGGAUGAUACACAAGAUGAAAGUGAGUACGUAGAUACUGAUGAUAAAAUGUUGAAACAUGGCAUUAAACUUAACAUGUCAUACAUGCACCAAUUUGCUGACAGAAAACCUGAUGUAAUAAACAGGGACAACUUUUAUGAAAUGGCUUUGACACAAGAUCAAAUGCGCAAAAGAAUGCUGCAAAAUCCAAAGAAGAAUUUAAACUGUACGAUACAAGUACAUGGGUCACAUGAAGCGUUUUGUACACCAAUUGAUUCAACACACGGAAUUUCUGUUAUUGAGAUAUCAGGGAGAUCGAAAAUUGGCCAGGUCUUUAAUGAGGACGAAGUUUUGGUAGAAUUGUUAGAUGAAAAAGAAAAACAGGACAAACGCUAUGGCAAAGUGUUAGGUGUUCUUAACAGACAACGUCACAAAGGCAAAGACCAUCCUGUCUUUAUAUGCACGUUAGAUAAUAUGGAAAGCCAUCUUGUCAAACCGAUGUGCAAGACAAUACCGAAGAUCCAUAUAAUCAACAGGAAUAUAAUAAGCAGGUUUGGUCAUAAGAGGAAAAAAUUCAAAGUAGAAGUCUAUGACUACGAUGAGCAAGCGGAAAAGCUGUGUAACCCGAAAAUUUAUGAUGUGAAUACAUCGGGGCAGAAAACAUACAUGUUUUUGGUUGCAAUGAUAUCCUGGAAUCCGAAGUAUGUGUAUCCAUUAGGUGCGAUUGUGAAGAUCAUGAAUUGGGGAAGUAGCAUUCCAAAGGGUUUAACUGUAUUAAAUCUCCAGCAUGAGGUACCGUCAUUGUACAAGAAAGAGACAGUAAAACGUAUGGAGUGUAUCUCUAUUGAUAUGGACCAACGCGGUGGUGAUGAACUAGAUAGUCACAUGCUGCAGGGCCGCACUGAUCUGACAGACCUGAAUACAUUCACAAUAGAUCCAGCUGAGUCAAUGGACCUUGAUGACGCACUGAGCGUAGAAAGCAUUGACGAAGGGUAUCGCGUGGGUGUCCAUAUUGCUGAUGUUUCUGCCUUUGUGCAGCAAGGAGAUCCGAUCGAUGUGGAAGCUUUUGAAAGAUCUAUUACUUUUUAUCCAGGUAUCCGAAAACCACGACACAUGAUACCAGAGCCUCUCAGCUCAAACAUUUGCAGUCUGCUUGCCAACAAGAAGCGUUUGACAUGGACUGUAUUUUUCCUUCUCGACAACCAGGGAAACCCCAUUCAAAUGGAGGGAAACAAUUAUGAUAUAGUCGAGUCUUUCAUCAAAUCAAAGGAAAAACUAUCGUAUGGCCAGGCACAGAACUUUAUCAUGAACAACGGUGAAAAAAGCCAGCUGGCACAGGAUAUUAGAACAAUAUACAAACUAGCAAAGGAAAUCCGACUGAGGCGCCUCGGAAAGGCAAUGUUUGCUUUGACCAACGAUUGGGAAGAAAAUCUAGAAGAAGAAUCACAAUCCCAGACUGCGGAAGCUCAGUAUCUGGUGGAAGAGUUUAUGAUUAUGGCAAACAAGAAAGUUGCAGAAGUACUGUGUAGACGUUUUCAACGAUGCGUGCCCAUUCGUAGACAGCCACCACCUUCAGAGGAUGGACUUCAAGAAUUUGUCCAGAAAAACGGGAUGUACAUAGAUGUCAUGUCUACGUUUCAAGAUAGGGAUGUCUUUGGUCGAACAAGAGGAACAGACAACGUGCUUGCAGACAACAGCGUAGCAGACAAAUCCGUACUUGUUUCCCAGCAACUUUGGACAAAAAUGAAAAAGGAUCCAACUUUUGCAGUGCAGUGCUUACAAAGGGACACUCUGUUUGCCCUUCAGAAUGUAAUUUACCAGCAAUGGCUGAAUAUUCAGGAGCGAUCCGGAUAUCAUUGUGCUGCAAGCGUCACUCCGGAGGAUGGAAAACACUUUUCACUCAACUUGUACCCUUACACUCAUUUCACAUCUCCGAUCCGACGAUACAAUGAUCUUGUUGUACACAGGCUUUUAAGAGCCUAUGUAAGGAAAUCGCCGAAUCCGUACAAAAAGAAUCAAAUUGACAACAUCUGCAUCCACAUUAAUUCAGUAACCAGGCGUUCGAAGCAAUACCAGCGAGGAUGUAAAGCAUUGGAAGAAGCCGUCAAUUUACAAGAAAAUCCAGAAAUGAUGAGCUGUUUCAUAGAUGACAUUACAGAUAAGGGAUUCACGUUGCGUUCUCCCUUUUUGAGAAAUGCCAAGAAAGCAAACACUGCCUUGAACUACAGUCUUCUAGACAUGGGUUUCAGACCAGAGGUCAAAGAGGAUACCAAAACAACUUGGGAUUUGGUGAAGGCGACAUGGAAGAAACGCCUGUAUGAUUUCAAAGGAGAGCCAUUACAAUAUCCUCCUGACCGUGGACACACCCUACAGCUGAAACCACAUAAAAACGCUGUGUUUAUUCCAUUGUAUCACUGGGCAAAGAUGUUGAAAUCAGCUUCAGGGGGCAUGCUUGAAGACCUUCGAAGAAACAUAUCUGCAGCUUCGUCAAACGCAAGCAUCCACUCUACGGGUUUGGAUGAUGUGAACACUGAAUGCCAAGACUUGGAGUUACUUCAGCCGAGUACCAAAUUUACCAUGACAUUUUCUCGAGGGCAAACUGUUCACGUGCAAAUGACUGCAGGUCCGCAGAAAGGUCUGCUCGUCACGAAACCGAUGUUGUACAAAAUGACUAACAACAUCAAUUUCUGCUUGCUUCACGCAGAUGAUCCAGUCCUACAUCUGUUUCAUUAUGUGACAUCAUGUACUUUAGAUCAGUACAAAAGUGUUAAGCAAUAUUUACAACGUUGGGUGCCGCUUAUUCUCAUGGAAGCUGCAAAAGGAAUCGUACGCAGCGAGGAAUCAUAUGUCAUAAACAAUGUACCGAUAAAAUUCACGGAUCGAAAGGGAAAAUUUGUAUUGAGUUUGUAUCAUUCUGGGACAAGAAACAUAGAGCUCUCUGGUACUGAGUCGGACGACGAGAAUGAAUGUCAGAGCGAAGGAAGUGCUCAAUCUUACGAUUGGCUUUGCCUCAAGGCACCCAUUCCUGGAACAGAGAAAAGAGCAGGUGAAUGUAGAUCUGUCAUUGACACUCUUCCAAACCAAUGGGUAGGACAUGCAGAAAUAACAAGUGUCAGGAAAAAGAAAGACACAAAACUGACGGUGCACUUUGACCUGCAUGAGAAGACCAAUUCAAUACCACUGCAAAUGAAAGACGAUCCCAAAACAACAAAGUACAGCGUGGAAAUAUUGAGGAAGUCUGAAGUUGACAGGCGCACUGAAAGCUUCAUAAAGCAACUGCCAUCUGAGAAGUCGCUUGCCACGUGUAUCGCUUUGAACCGGACAAUACCAAAUUUAGAUAGGGACCAUGCACACAUAGUGGGUUUAAUUGAGAGGGAUCUGUAUUUUGCUGCAAGUGACAACCCACAAGAUAGAACUCUUCCUCGAAACAACCCAAAGCAGCAAGAAGCCAUUGACAAAGCACUGUCAUCGAAAUUCACAUUGAUCCAAGGACCACCAGGCACUGGCAAGACGUACACUGGCAUAAAGCUGAUGUAUUUAUUCGACAAAAUCAACAACAUUUUGCAUAAAGAGGGGAAACCUAAAAAGCGAGUUCUAUUCUGUGGACCAUCGAACAAAUCUGUGGACCUUGUUGCUAAAUGGAUGCUGAAAAAGAUGCGCGACUACAAGCCCAAUUUCGUCCGUGUUUACGGUAGAUCGAUUGAGGCCAUUGACUUUCCGAUCCCUGGACGCACCUUCCUGUCAAAGAAAAGCACCAGAACCUUACAUGCUGACCCGGAUCUGAAGUCAGUAGCUCUCCACAACCUCAUUAGAGAAAAGGAAAAUAAAUAUGCAGAGGAAAUCAAAGCAUUGGAUAAGUACUUCGCAAGUACAAACUACGCACCAGACUCUGAGAAGGUUCCAAAGUAUGUCCAUCUGAUCCGUGAGGCAUCCAUCGCCGAAAUUCGAAGUCAUGAUGUCAUACUUUGUACAACGGCUGUUGGGUCAAACCCAAAAGUGCUGGAAGCCGCACAUUUUCACCAGGUAAUUGUUGACGAAGCUGGCAUGUGUCCUGAACCACAGUGCCUUGUGCCGGUUAUCGCCACGAAAGCUGAGCAAGUUGUUCUAAUCGGUGACCACAAGCAGUUGAGACCGAUCAUUAUGUGCCGGGAGGCAGGAGAAUUAGGGUUAGAGACUUCGCUUUUUGAGAGAUAUGCGACCACUGACAGCGCCAAAAACGUACAAUUUACAAUGCUGGAUGAACAAUACCGAAUGCAUCCACAAAUUUGUGAGUUUCCUUCGCAUACUUUCUAUGACAAGAAGCUACAGACUCGUCAUGGUUUAUGGCGCGACAAUCCGCUGAGGAUUUGGCCAGCGGAUCAGUAUGUUUCAUAUCCCCACGUUCUAAUACAUGUUGAGGGAGAGGAGAAAACACUUACAGUUUCAACUGAGGAUGGAAAUGAGCAUUCCAAGAGCAAUGAACUAGAAAUGGAGGAAGUGCUCCGUUUGUACCGCUAUCUCGGAGACCAAUCCGGUUACGAACAGGUGUGCAUCCUGUCCCAAUACAAUGCCCAGUGCUCGGAGAUACGGCGUCGUCUUAUUGAGGAGAAGUUUCAGGAGCAUGCUUUGAACGUUAACACUGUGGUCUCAAGCCAAGGUGGUGAGUGGGACUAUGUAAUCUUCAGCACCGUUCGCUCCCUUCCGGAUUACAUGAUCGAGAAGAACCCUACAUUUGGUUGGUGCAAGCGCAAUCUCGGCUUCAUCACUGACCGGAACCAGGUCAAUGUAGCCCUGACCAGAGCAAGAAAAGGGCUAAUUAUAGUCGGGAACAAGAACCUGUUGGCUUGCGAUGACGUAUGGAAGACACUAGUUGAGCAUUACGAAAGACGGGGAUGUAUUAAAAGCCCAGGUGAGUUCCCGCCAAAAGGCGCCAAGAAGACCAGACAGGAAAUUAUGCGGGAGAGACAAGCAAUCGUAAAGCGAAUGUAUGGAGAUGAAUUGUACAUAUCCGGCAAAGGCAAAACCACCGAUUACGAGGGUUCGUUCGAUGUACCAGAUGAUGAAAGAACGAAUCGUGCAAAUGGGUCGUCAUGGCAACAAGGUGGGCGAAGAGGGAGAGGAGGACGAGGGGAAAAACGGUUAUAGCGAGCUGGGGCUUAAACACGUUGGCUGAUACGUUAUAGGGUUGUCAUUUGAGAAUGGUUUUUUUUAUUGUCUUAUAUUAUGUUUGUCAAAUUUGCACAUUAAUUUAUUAACAUUUAAUUGAAUGCAGUUUUUUUUUCACCGUUAACAUGUGAUAAAGCAGAUAUGUAAUUGCUGUUGUUGCUAAAAUGAUUAUUUCUUUUAAUGGUUUUGUUCGAUCCAAAUAUCGUAAUUAUUACUUUAACUCGUAGUUUCUGAAGAAUUGAUGUUCUGAAAUUAGUAUAAUAGAUGUUGGAUUUUGUAUAAACGUUUUUAUACCCAAAAAUAUUUCAUCAUCAUCAUCAUUGAUUUAAACUAAUUCUUAAAUGUUUACACUUAUAUGAAAAUGUGUUGAUUUUGUGUAGAUAAAGUGUGAUAUUUAACCCUUAGUUAAUAUUUGCGCGCACUAAUUUGUUUUAUAUUUUUAAUUUUGAUUCCAAGACGUUGCCUUUCUCUUGCGAACCGUUUGUGUUUGUGAUUUCACAUGCUAGUUAAAAGUAUUAUUUGCCAAUAUGAUUUUUUUGUGUUAAUGUCAGGUAUAGAUUUUCUUGAAUCAGAAACUACCACAAAGAAUUAAAUGUCAAUAAAACGAAAUUGUAAUUUAUGUAGAUUUUUAUUAAAUAGCCCCAGCAUUAUGUACUUUGUUUGCCAUAUAUCCGUACUUCUGUAUUCAUCGGCGUUUUCUAUUUAUGAUCUCAUGCUUUUCACUGAUUUACAUAGAAUGUUAAGCUGCACAUUUUUUUUAUUUAUAUAUAGUUUCUUUACGAAAAGUAACAUACAUUGAAUUGUUUUUCUUUCGUGGCUGUUUGUGAUUGCAUUAUAUUUAAAAUUUACUAACGUAUGUUCUUUUAGUUGAGACACAAUUUGUUUUUUGUAAGAUUGCAAAUCGUAUGUAUGAAAUGGUUUAGCUUUUUCUUGAAUAUCAAUAGAGAAGAGAUUAACCUUCUUACUUAAUAAGAUUAUAAAUUGCGAAUGGUUUUUGCCUAAAUCGUUAUGCUGUCAAAUUGAGUUGCAGUUACGGUGUUAAUGUGCUAUUUUGCUUUUUUAUAACUAUUCUCUUUCCCUGUUUCUGUGUGAUGGUUUAUGAGAUUAAAGACGAGAUCCCUUGAAAUUAUUUACAUGACUGUUUCUCUGUAUAUCAGUUCUAUGUUCCUUGUUUCUAGUUUUAUUUGUCUUUCAUUGUUAACAUUCUGUGAUAAAGUUUUUGCAUUUUGUUUUCUUUAUUCUGAUCUGAUUUUAUACGUCAUUCAACUGAAUUUUCGUAUCUUAUAUAUUUUGUCCAGACUUUUAUCAUUAAACUCUUUGAAAAUCAG